Messenger RNA from Malus domestica (apple), 2567 nucleotides. RefSeq names its product ABC transporter G family member STR-like. Gene Ontology annotation, biological process: transmembrane transport. The record is from RefSeq and is a predicted model, not a curated record. Gene Ontology annotation, cellular component: membrane. Gene Ontology annotation, molecular function: ATP binding; ATP hydrolysis activity; ABC-type transporter activity. NCBI's taxonomy places the organism in Eukaryota, Viridiplantae, Streptophyta, Magnoliopsida, Rosales, Rosaceae.
GAACUGAGCAUCACUGGUUGAAAAUGGCGAAAGUGGCGAAAAUGGGGCGGAAUGACACCAACAGAAACCUAGAGAGUCUGUUGGACAUGGACAAAUCAGUUGCUGCAAAAAGUUCUGUCCCUCUUCGACCCAUGAAGAUGAUUCCGGGCCACGGACUUGAGUUCAACAACCUUUCGUAUAGUGUAACGAAGAAGCUGAAAAAAGACGGGGUUUGGAUCAAGAAAGAAGCUUAUCUUCUCAAUGAUAUCUCUGGCCAGGCAGUACGGGGUGAGAUCAUGGCCAUCAUGGGACCUAGUGGUGCUGGGAAAUCCACAUUUCUUGAUGCAUUGGCGGGACGGAUUGCUCAAGGGAGUUUGGCAGGCUCUGUUAGGAUUGAUGGAAGAACGGUUACUACAAGCUACAUGAAGAUGGUGUCAUCUUACGUUAUGCAAGACGACCAGCUUUUCCCUAUGCUGACUGUUUUCGAGACGUUCAUGUUUGCAGCUGAGGUUAGGCUUCCCCCCUCCGUUUCGAGGGACGAAAAGAGAAAGAGAGUCCAUGAACUCCUUGAACAACUUGGCUUGCAGAGUGCAACGCAUACUUACAUCGGAGAUGAAGGGAGGAGAGGAGUGUCGGGAGGAGAAAGGCGAAGGGUGUCAAUUGGAAUUGACAUCAUCCACAAACCUUCACUGCUGUUUCUUGACGAACCAACAUCUGGUCUCGACUCUACAAGCGCUUUCAGUGUUGUGGAAAAGGUAAAGGAGAUCGCUCGAGGUGGUAGCAUCGUGAUGAUGACCAUCCAUCAACCUUCAUAUCGUAUUCAAAUGCUCUUGGACCGCAUGACUAUCCUAGCAAGAGGAAGACUGAUAUAUUUGGGAAGCCCGCACGGUCUGUCUGCUCACCUUUUGGGAUUUGGAAGGCCAGUUCCGGAUGGUGAGAAUGGCCUCGAGUAUCUCCUGGAUGUGAUUAAAGAAUAUGAUGAAUCUACCGUGGGACUAGACCCAUUGGUGUUGUACCAACGCGAUGGCAUCAAACCUGAUCAGGCAUCCAGAAGGCCAGCUCUGAAAACACCAAGAAGAACUCCUUAUAAUAAGACUCCUGCAUCUAAGACUCCUGCAUCCAAGCACGCAAUCAGCCUCCGUAGUAAAGCCUAUUCCAUUGGAAACAGGACGCCUGGACCAGGCCAGUCUGGUCGGUUUGAUUAUGAGGAAGCUGACGAGGAUGUUGAGGAUUUCGACAACUCCCUUGAAAGGAAGUCGGUUCAUAUGACACCAAUGCAUCAUCAGAACAGUGGUGUGUAUAACCCUCGUCUAGCUUCGCAGUUCUACAAGGACUUCUCUGUCUGGAUAUACCAUGGAGUCAAGAGAACCCCUCACCGCCCACCAUCAUGGACUCCUGCUAGAACAGCUGGAGCGACAUCAGUCUCAGUCUCGGGUAUGAGGAGUCAAGUUUCGAGCCAAUAUCCCACACCUCAACUCAUCCUGCAGCCACCAAGACACGGUAGUACUAAAACCCCUGUACUUUUCAGCCCUUCCAUUGAUUCCUCCUAUGCACCUACUUAUGGAGAGUUGGAAAUAGAAGACGUGCUUGAUGAGCCUGACCUUGGUCCUAAAUUUGCAAACCCAUGGCUCCGUGAGGUUGCAGUCCUCUCGUGGCGCACAGCGCUCAAUGUGGUUCGCACUCCUGAGCUCUUCCUCUCGCGGGAGAUUGUGUUGGCAGUUAUGGCACUCAUUCUGUCUUCCCUUUUCCGAAACCUGGGUGGUGACACCUUCAAGGACAUAAACCGGCUUCUCAACUUCUACAUCUUUGCAGUCUGCCUGGUUUUCUUUUCGUCCAAUGACGCUGUCCCGACUUUCAUCCAAGAAAGGUUCAUUUUCAUCAGGGAAACUUCUCACAAUGCUUAUCGUGCUUCUUCGUACGUCAUCUCUUCCCUCAUUGUGUACCUCCCAUUCUUCGCCAUCCAAGGUUACACAUUUGCUGCCAUUACCAAGUACAUUCUUCAACUCAAAAGCAAUGUUUUCUACUUCUGGAUCAUCCUCUAUGCCUCACUCAUCACCACCAACGCUUACGUGAUGCUUGUGAGCGCCCUCGUGCCGAGCUACAUCACAGGGUAUGCUGUUGUGAUAGCUACCACAGCUCUUUUCUUUCUGACUUGCGGCUUUUUCUUGAAGCGCAACCAGAUACCGCUUUACUGGAGGUGGGUGCAUUACAUCUCUGCGAUUAAGUACCCGUUUGAGGCAAUGCUAACAAAUGAAUUCAAGGGAAUACGUUGCUACAAUGGCACGGCAGCAGAUCUCACCCCCGGACCUUUAGGAGAUAUAAAGAUCAGUCACCUGCACUUAACAUCUCCAUUAGUAAGCAAGAAUUGCGUGCUUAUCGGACAAGAUGUUAUCUCCUCGAUGGAUAUCAAAACAGAUAACAUCUGGUAUAAUGUUGGAAUCUUGCUAGCUUGGGGUGUUCUAUACCGGAUCUUAUUCUAUGUGGUCCUCAGAUUCUAUUCCAAGAACGAGAGAAAAUGAAGACUGUUUGUAUUCAAGUACCUUUGCCUCUGCUUCCAAAUUGAUGCUCGGAGAUGAUAGCCGGUACCU